Molecule: messenger RNA, 1434 nt
Organism: Ostrea edulis (European flat oyster)
Lineage: Eukaryota; Metazoa; Mollusca; Bivalvia; Ostreida; Ostreidae
Exons: 7
Coding region: 93-1286 (397 amino acids)
Molecular function (GO): protein binding
Source: RefSeq, a predicted model, not a curated record
GGAAAUAUUCCGUAUGUAAUCGAAGGAAUUUCACGGCAUGGGAUUUUGAGCGAAUGAUAUAUCUAUAAAGCAGCAGUGUUUGAUUAUCAACAAUGAUGGGGGAAUGUUCCUGGACAUGCAACAUAACAGAGGACUUUGUAUUGGACAGAGUUUUAACGUCUGUAACUCCUGCAGAAGUUCUUGAAGGAGAUGACGACAAGGAGGAGGAGUCUGUACAUGCUGAUGACAUUGAUGGAUUGUCUUGCAUACCCUUUCCUAAGAACAGGGAUUCAUCGACUUCUACAUCGAGUAAUUCAAGUAGUGACUCUGACGAUUUCAUAUCUACAAAAAAUCGAAGAGCUAGAAAUUUUCAGAGUCUUUGGAGCAGAGACACCAUGUUCAGCCUUCAAUCUGCAAAACAUCCUAGAAACCAUGAUGAUGUGUAUCACGUGGUCACACAAGUUUAUAGUGCAGCUCAAAACGAAAUAAGGGUAAAUGACAGAAUCAUUGAAAUCAAUGAGAAAGAUGUACGACGAAAAAGUAUGCAAGAGAUCGACAUAAUCUGGAAAGGACUCGCCAAAGCAUCCAAAAUAAAACUGAAAGUAUGGCGGUGGAAAUGUGACGGAGUUGGCCAUAUUGUUCGGGAAUUAAAGAUAGUUUUUCAUCGCGUACGUCCCGAUUGCCCCAUCCGGGAAAUAUCAAGGCUUGCACUUAGCGAUAAAAUUCCAAGAGCAGUCAAAAACUUUGUAUGGACAAGUGAUGAUUUCAUUCCAUAUCAUAUUCGUAUUGCCAGUGAAUCGGGAAUUUAUUUCUUUGCCAACAGUGAAAACAUGACUUUAUAUGGCGAGUCAAUGAAAGAGAAAGCUGGGAAUAACCAAUUUCGUUUCCUAGUGCGAUUCUUCAGCUGCAUUAUAGAGGAUGACGUACACGGGUGCAAUGCUAGGGUGGGUUUUGUGGUCCAGUAUGGGAAAGAUUUUGAUGUGUCAUCAGUCUUACCUGAGUCAACGUCCGUUCUGUUGAAGCGCCACGUUCCCUAUGACACAAAGAAAUUAGACGAACGUUUCAUCCUUAAACUACAGAUUCCCAAAGAAGAGGACUUCUUCGAAUCUCUUUCCUAUAAAAAUAUGUUUAUGAAAUACGACAAUGAAUCAAAGGAAAUCAGAAUGCAACAAAUGGAUGGUCCUGGACCGAGUUACCUGUAUGAGAUGUUUGAGACACGGGGACCAAAAUCUACGGCCAAGUUCGAUAUACCCACCGUAUCGGAAAUAGCCGGCAACUUAUUUGUGUUGGAACAAAUCAAAGAAUAAACAAUGAACAAUCAUUUUGUUUGGUCAAACAACAUGUUUAUCAAAUCUGAAGAUGAGAGGGGGAAAAGCUUUAAUUUUAGUAUUACGAGAAAAGAGAUUAUACAGUGUGUUAUGGGUUAGAAUAUUCUUAAAUAAAUUCAGCAGAAAU